CGCCCUUCCGGGUGUCACUCAGGCUCUCCUCUGCGGCCGCGAUGGCGAGACUCAUCUUCGUGGCGCUCGUGGUUAUUUCGUCGACUGAGCAGCUUCAAGCGAGGCUGAAAGAACAUCAUCCUUAUGCAAAAGGUCUCCAGUCUUUGCUCAGAGGCGAUACUGAUGAUAGCCUUGGAAGGACAGGAUUUUAUGCUCGUCAAGAUGACAUCAAACAACCAAAAGUUUCUGAAUUAACGGUUCUUGAUGAUCCCACCCAUGCUAAUGCCUCAGGAUUUAUCAUACCGAGGGAGGAUUCCAGCCAUCCUAACGCCUCAGGAUUUAUUAUACCGAAGGAGGAUUCCAGCCAUCCUAACGCCUCAGGAUUCAUCAUCCCGAGGGACGAUUCCAGCCAUCCUAACGCCUCAGGAUUCAUCAUCCCGAGGGACGAUUCCAGCCAUCCUAACGGAAAGACAAACCACCCAAAAUCCAGCUCCCCCGAGGUAGAUGGGAUAAAUAUUUUUUUAUCCUCAUUUUUCCCCAAGGGCGACAGCGGGGGCGGCCUCGUGGUCCAGGCGCCAAGUGGGCGGUGGGCGGCCGCGGGCGUGGUGUCGUGGGGGUAUGGCUGUGCACGCCCAGGAUACCCGGGGGUCCACGCGAAUGUUAGCAAUUUCCUUCCCUGGGUGAGAAGCACGACGGGUUUGGCCAAGUGUCAGAAACCAGGGCCAUCUACAUCCAGCUCCCCACCAGACGCCAUCACAACCACCACUGUCACCACCACGACGCCAUCACAAUGCAAAUGCGGCCGAACCAACAAGCGGAUCGUGGGCGGAGAGGAGACGGGCGUGAAUGAGUAUCCGUGGCAUGUGGGCAUCGCCAGGAGGGGGCAGACCUUCCCCUUCUGCGGCGCCUCCGUCAUCUCAUCGCGUCACGUGCUCACGGCGGCGCACUGCACGGAGCCGAUCACCAAAUACGGCUGGAAGGUUGAAGCUCUUGUCGGUUACCACCAACUUUCCUCGACCUCCUCCACUCCCGCUGCCCAAAGAAUACCCAUUGGCACGAUCCACCAGCACUCGGACUACAACCCUAGCACUCUGGCCAACGACAUCGCCAUCAUUGAGCUCCCGUCUCGCCUGCAGCUGGAGGACCCUCGCGUAGGACCCGUGUGCCUCCCUCGCCCUGGACUCCUGUACGAGGGCGCCGCGGCUUUCGUCACGGGGUGGGGCAGGGUCUCAGAAGGUGGUUCUCAGGCCGCGAAGUUGCAGGAAGUUGAAGUGCCGGUGAUAAGCAAUGCAGAGUGUGAAGUAAGUUACCCCGGCGCCAUCUUUCCCACUUCUCUCUGUGCUGGGGUGGCCGAGGGAGGAAAAGACUCAUGUCAGGGCGACAGCGGAGGGCCCUUGGUAACAGCGGGGAGACCCGGCCUGGAGCAAGUGGGCGUCGUCUCCUGGGGAACCGGCUGCGCGAGGCCUGGGAGACCGGGUGUCUAUACGAGGGUGACAGAAUAUCUCGACUGGAUCACUGCCAUCAUGGGAAGCGAGGGCCAGUGUGCCUGAGGCUGAAGGAAUCCCCGCUUGGCACUUCUUACGAUUUGAUCAAUUAUUGCCAAAAUACACAGCUAAUAAAUUCA
Penaeus chinensis is the source of this 1603-nucleotide messenger RNA. Its product is annotated as transmembrane protease serine 9-like. The coding region runs from base 42 to 1529 and encodes 495 amino acids. NCBI's taxonomy places the organism in Eukaryota, Metazoa, Arthropoda, Malacostraca, Decapoda, Penaeidae. The record is from RefSeq and is a predicted model, not a curated record. Gene Ontology annotation, biological process: proteolysis. Gene Ontology annotation, molecular function: serine-type endopeptidase activity. The transcript is spliced from 11 exons.